Acipenser ruthenus (sterlet) is the source of this 5135-nucleotide messenger RNA. Its product is annotated as alpha-1,6-mannosylglycoprotein 6-beta-N-acetylglucosaminyltransferase B-like. Gene Ontology annotation, cellular component: Golgi apparatus. Gene Ontology annotation, biological process: protein N-linked glycosylation. Gene Ontology annotation, molecular function: alpha-1,6-mannosylglycoprotein 6-beta-N-acetylglucosaminyltransferase activity. The transcript has 18 exons. The record is from RefSeq and is a predicted model, not a curated record. NCBI's taxonomy places the organism in Eukaryota, Metazoa, Chordata, Actinopteri, Acipenseriformes, Acipenseridae. Bases 190 to 2418 code for a protein of 742 amino acids.
AACCACAGGACACAUUCCCAGGAGCAGGCCUCAGAGCCACAGGGACAAGCCUUUGCAAAGUUUUCCAGCUUGUGUCAGCAUUCUGGGAAUAAACUGUGGACUGCAGGACUGGAGAUGGAAACUCUGAGCCUGCAAGCUUUUAACUGAGCUGUGUGUAAGGGGAGCAUUUUUUGAGCCACAAGGCAGAGGAUGGUCAUUUCAUUCCGAACCAGGAGGGUGUGCCUGGUGCUGUGUGUGCUCCUGUCUGCACUGACUCUCGUCUUACAGAACCUGUGGAUUCCGGAAGGUUCCGAAGAGCAGCUUCCGGGGAAACCCAGAGCUUCCGAGGCUCUUCCCCAGUACGGUGUGAGGAAGCUGGCCCUUCGACUGGAGACUCUCUCUUCCCAGAUCCAGGCCCUCAAGAGAGAUAACAUUCCGGACAGACUGGACAGCCUGGCUGAGACUCUCCAGAUACUCCAGAAGGACCAUGAGAGCUCCAUGCACAGUGUGCAGAAGGACCUGGCGAUGGUGUGGGAGAAGUUGGAUACCCUGCUAAAGAGGAGCCUAGCUGGGGGAGACACACCUCACCGCACCCCACUCACAGGCAUGCCGGACAGUGAGGUUUGCAAGAUCCCAAAUGAUCCAGCCUUCCCUCUCUGUGCAGGGAAAGUCGAGUUCCUGCAAGCUCACUGGCGCUCGGACCCCUGCUACGCUCAUUAUGGAGUGGACGGUGGAGCCUGCUCUAUCCUAGCCUACCUGAGCGACAGAGAGGACUUCUGUCCUAGCCUGCCAGGGAGAAAUAUCAGCCAGGGACCAGACAAGACACAUCCCAAGGAGGGCAAGGAAGAGGCAGUGAUAAGGGCAGACCUAACCCCCCUCUUGGAGAUCAUUGGCACCGGCCGGGGUCCUGCAGUGAGGUUCAUGCAGUCGCGGAUUGAGAGACUGGCAGGGAGAUGGGCACGGGCUGGAGAGAGAAUCCGUGAGAAACUGCACCACAAACCACAGGCACAGCUAAAGGUGCUGCUGCACCCAGGAGUGCUGGCAGGGGGCGCUGGCGAGCGAUUCGGGGAGCUGGCGGAGAGGGGUGGUCCAUUGGGAGAGCUGGUGCAGUGGUCAGACGUGGCCACAGCUCUCUUCAUCCUGGGACAUAAAGUGACCUUCUCAACCACACUGCCAGAACUGCACAGAGUGAUUGGGGCUCCUCCAGGGAAGGGAAGCUGUCCCAUUCAGGUCCCGCUGCCCUUUGACCUGCUCUACACAGACUACCACGGCCUGGCUCAGCUGCAGGCUUGCAUGGGCCUCUCCUUCAACCAAUACAGGUGUCGGUUCCGGGUUCUAGACUCCUUUGGCACAGAACCAGCCUUCAACCAGGGGGAGUACUCUCGACUCCAUGGUUACAGAACAGCCUGGGGUAGCUGGGAGCUGCAGCCUCGGCAGUACAUGACUAUGUUCCCCCACACCCCUGACAACUCCUUCAUGGGCUUCGUCUCUGAAGAGCUGGGCCAGGGCUUAGAGGAAGACAUACAGGAGCACAAGGAACCCAACUUGGCUGUUGUCUACGGGAAACAGGACUACAUGUGGCAAGGAAAGGAGAGCUACCUGGAAGCAAUCAGCCAGGUGAUGAAGCUCCAUGGGACAGUAUACCAGGAGACAGGAAGCCCCACUCGUAUCCCUGGCUAUGUGUUGAACCAUGGACUGCUGUCCCAGGAUCAGCUACUGGAGUUGCUUAAGAGAGCCAAGCUGUUUAUAGGACUGGGGUUCCCCUAUGAGGGUCCUGCCCCUCUGGAGGCCAUUGCGUUGGGUUGCGUGUUUCUGCAGCCCCGCUUCGACCCCGCACACACACCCCAGAACAGCGCCUUUUACCGGGGGAAACCCACCACGAGACAGGUUCGCUCCCAGCAUCCCUAUGCUGAAGACUUCAUAGGUAAACCCUAUGUGUGGACUGUUGACAUGAGCAACUCCACUGAAGUCCAGGAAGCUGUGAGAACAAUCCUGCACAGCCAGGUGAGACCCUUCACUCCCUAUGAAUUCACCAGGGAGGGAAUGCUUGAGAGAGUCUUUACCUACAUUUCUCAUCAGGAUUUCUGCAGCCUCACUCCCCAGCCCUGGCCCCCUGAGAACACCCUGCUAGCCAGGCUGGGCUCUCUCGGGGAGUCCUGCACUGCAGUGUGUCUCCAGGCUGCUCUGGUCUGCGAGCCGGCCCACUUCCAGCUCCUCAACAAGCCAGACACCUUCUCCAGCCUAGGCUUGAACUGCAGCAGUACCUCUGUGGAGGUGAACCAUUUGUUUCCAGCUUACAAUGAAAGGGCCCGGCGUUGCUCCCUGCAGAGAGAAUGGCUGCUCUUCAGCUGUGCAGGGUCAGAUAACUCCCACAAGAGACUCUGCCCCUGCCGCAGGUAUCAGCCAGGGCAAGUGGCGCUUUGCCAGGGUUGUCUUUAACAGAAUGAACUGAAUACCCCAUAUGGACUUGCUGGGUCUCAGAUAAGACCCCUAAUACUGAUAUCGCCUGUAUUCUGUAUUACAGACUUUUAAGAGCUAUGCUGUACAAUACAAUACUGUACAAUAAAACAGACAGGUCUACAGUUAAUUUCAUGUCAUGCAUCCCAACGCAAUAAUGUUUCUGGAUCUUAGAUCCCCAGUACUCUAUACUAUAUUGUAUUUGAUGGCUCUCAGAUCCCUAGCGCUGAGUUACCUGAAUUGACAUUAUUAUUAUUAUUAUUAUUAUUAUUAUUAUUAUUAUUAUAGGACCUUUCAUAUGUUGCCAAUAAUACAUGUGUACAACAAAAAACUGGAAAAUGUUUGACUGGGGAGGCAAAAGAAAAAAUAAUCCAUUACUGUGAGAAAAGGCCAAUUUGCUUUAAUAUAUGAACUCAUCUUAAACAUGCCUUCGCAUUUUCCACUUGUUAAUUAAUAACAUGAGAGCUCUGUGAUUAGCCAUGCUCUUCAAAACGCCAGGCAGCAGAUAACACAAACCAGCUGCUUUCUGGCAACCCCCUCUCUCUCUCUCUUGCAUUGUUCCUCCUCGCAAUUCUUAGAGCUCAGGAGGAGGAAGCCAUCGUCUGUUCUGCCAAGUCAAGCUCUCCUGUAUAGAAAUAUAUAUAUCUAUAUCUAUAGUGUAUUUCAGUUCCACAUCUCCACUACAAGAGUGCAGCCUGCCCUUCGUCUUAGCAAGUAGAAUUUCCCCUCUGUGGUUUAAAAGGGAAUUCAGUGAUAUUUCAGCGUCAGAGCAAUAACAGCUUGUGCCAUAAAUGUUUUUCCUCUGGGUGUUAGGUUAGUUAAUGGUAAUGCAGCUCCAUUUAUAUUGUGAAUUGCUUAUUUUGGACUCUUAAUUUGAAGUGUUUUCCGAGUUAGAUCUCUGGAGCUCUUUUCAACAUCUUGUGUACUUCCGUCCACUGGGCAACAGAGAGCACUGUUCUCCUUUGAAUGGACUGUUUUCUGAGUUAGAAGGAGCACUGACUGAAAGUGUACAAGUGUUAUAGACUGCGGAACUGUGUACCAUUACAUGAGCUCUAGACUUCAAAUAAUCUCCAUUUUAAUUUUGAACCAAACGCAAAGGAAAAUGUACAUAAGUAGAAUUUACAUCCCAUAUUGGUAGGACUUUAUAAUAAGGUCCAGUAAUAAACUCUUUAUAGUUGAUGCAUACAGAGUAUAUAAAUUAUGAACAAACAGGAUAUACAUAUUUAUAAAGCACCUUAUUAGUGCCAUUAUUCAUGCGUUAUAAGGUCCACUAAUAAAUACUUUAUUAACCAUUUAUAAAUGAUUAAUAUAUGUUACAUAAAUAUGAAAGAGCAAGCUAUGAAUAUGACAAUAUAACAAUGACAUUUAUAAUGUGCUUGAAUAAUCUCAGCUCCCUUCACUGAUCUGUCCUUAAUAACCUCAUUUAUAAAUGGCUUUAUAGGUAUUUAUAGCUUGCUCUUUCAUAUUUAUGUAGCAUCUAUUAAUCAUUAAUAGAUGGUUAAUAAAGUGUUUAUUACUGGACCUUAUAAAGUAAGUAUGGUAAAAUGGAUAAGAACGAUUUCAAAUAAGAGCAAUUACAGAAAAUGUCAAUACAGAUACCUAUAAGAGUAAAAUCAAGUACAAGAUACAGGAAAUAGUUAUAAUUAAGAGCAGUAGUAGAAUACGGCAAAGUAUGGAGCAGGUCAGUGCAAGUACAAGCUGAUGCAAGUAGUGGUAAUCAUGUAAUUAUUUACUGUAUUUUUUAUUUUGCUCUUAUUUGAGUUUGAUCUUAUUUUCUACUGAUUUUACUGUACUCUUUAACUGCUCUUAUCUGUAAAGUUCUGUAAUGUGAUAUUGUAUAAUGUGAUAUUUUGUAAUGUGAUACUUUGUAUUGUGAUAUUUUGUAACAGCUGUAAGUCACCCUGGAUAAGGGUGUCUGCUAAUAAAUAAAUAAUAAUAAUAAAGCAUUAAUAAUGGCCCUAAUAAGGUGCUUUAUAAAUAUUUAUAACCUGUUUGUUCAUAGUUUAUAUACUAUGUAUUCAUCAUCUAUAAAGAGUUAAUAAAGUGUUUAUUACUAGACCUUAUUAUAAAGUGCUCAUAUGUGUUCAAAUUCCACUGCCUCUUGUCAUGUAUAGAUGUGCUUCUGUGCAUAGAACAUACAGCACAGUUCAUGCAAUACAGCACUUAUUAAUACAGUUUUGUGAUUUAUAAUAAGUCAGUACAUCAUGUGUAAGAUGUGUCUUAUUAUAACUUGAAUCACUUUGCAUGGUUUGAGCAAUCAGAAGUAAAACAGUGUCUUGAAAGCUGGUUCCAGGAGACCACCGGGAGACCUAGUUUGAGGCAACUUUGCUGCAUCAAACCCCAAGUCUCCCCAGAUGUGCCACAAAGUUGCUUUGUGUUCCCUCAGCUUAAGAGACACCAUACACACAACUUAUUAACUUUUAUUCAGGUGCAAAAUAGCAUCUUUAUAGAAUAAAAGUUUUUAAACACCUCAAUCUAAGGUAGUGACAUUGAACCUAAUUAAACUAAUAUACUCAUUGAUCUUUUUUUGUAAUAAAAAUGUCAUGCAGUUUAAAGCAUACACAGUAGUCCUGUGAGCGAUUUGACUGGUCCCUGGAAACAAAGGUCAGCCCUGCAGCCCUCUGAGCUCACCUGUGCCUGGCCAGUAGAAUUUAUAUGGGGGGGGUUCUUACUUAUUUCUAUUAAAAUCUAUUAAUGUG